Paramecium octaurelia is the source of this 1497-nucleotide messenger RNA. The record is from the annotation of a GenBank genome assembly. NCBI's taxonomy places the organism in Eukaryota, Ciliophora, Oligohymenophorea, Peniculida, Parameciidae.
UUGCUGUAUCAAAUUUACAACAAUCCUUUGUGCUUGUAAGGCAAGCCAGUUUGUUACUACCUUUAUUUUUACUACAGUAAAUAUCUUUAGUAUCAACAGAGGUACAUUUGUGAGACUUAGAGUCUAAUUAACAAGUUCCAACUAAUUAUUAAGCGCAUAUAUAAGCAACCACCUCCAAUUUCAAGAAAAACAGCAGCAGAAUAAAUAUGUUAAAAUUUAAUCUAAAUGAGAGAAAAUGAACAUUAUGGGUUCGUUUAUUAGCCUUAACCUGAGUCUUAUUAUGCCUUACUUUUGGCUGCAAAAUGCAACCAUAUGUCUUAUCAUCCCAAGAACAGUAUUUAUGAUACAAGCAUUAUUAAGCCUUAUCUACAUCACCUUCUUCAUAGCAAUUCAAAGUUAUCGAAUCCCAUCUGCAAUUAGCAGUAGGAUGGUUGAAUUGUAUUUUUUUAAAUUUAUCACAUUUCUUUUAAUAACAUAAAAAAAGAAUAACGCCAACUGUAAUAAUAGCAUCCAAUUGAAUUAAUAUCAGGUAAAUAUAACUUAUGCUAUUGAAUUUUAUUAACAGUUUGACAUUUGUUGUAUCAGGUAUAAAUUCACAAAUUUAUCCACUUAUAGUGACAUUUUAACAGCCUAUUUUAAUUCACAAAUCCCUCAUAGGGUUAACCUAAGUUAAAAUCUGAACAAUUUAUAUCUUGAGGGCUAGUUAUGCAUUUAUCAGUUGAAAUAAGGAAGACACACAGGGCAUAAGGAUUUGCUAAUACAAUCUUUUUAAUUUGAUAUUCAUUGCAAGUGUAUAUUGAUAAAUCAUCAAUAGUGACACAUUAUAAAUUAAUUUUGUGUCAAUUACAAUAAAGAGUAAGGGAUUAUCCCAAACAACACUAGACUUAAUUCCUUCAGUUUAACAAGAAGUCAAUUCAACUGCAUAUGGAAUGCAAAUAUUACCUAUAACAAAUUUAUAGUAUUUAGUAACAAAUGUUUUUAUUUUGUCCCCUUCAAUUGCUUAGCAUCUAUAUUAAUUCAUUAUUUUAAUUCCAUCCCCCACAGUAAAUUUAGAAUAAUCGCUAAGAUUAAUCUAUGUACAGCCAUAGAUAAUGUUAUAAAAUCAAAUUUAGAAUUGCAGAUACUCAUUCAUAUUUAAUUAGUUAAUAAUGCUUAUAAACCAAUAUGUAAUAGGUCACAUUCAAUUCAUCAAUCUAAAACUUCAUAAUUUAUGGAUGCUAAAUGUUCUUAUAGAUCAAUUUUGUAUGCACUUUAAUCCUUGAACGGUAUUACAGUGUCCAAUUAUAGAAGAUGAAAAUACUUAUAUCGAUGUGCUCGUCUAAAUAUUUAAUAAAUAUUUAGAGAAUUACUUAGAUGAUUCUUAAAAAUUAUAAAAGAAUAAAAGCAGAAUUCCAUUUAGUUUCAAAAAUUGAUAACGCCAAUCAAACCAUGUUAUAUCGUCUUUAGGAGUUUUGUUCUUUGAGCCAUCAUUCACAAGGCCAGUAUACAGCUAAGUGA